Melitaea cinxia (Glanville fritillary) is the source of this 2080-nucleotide messenger RNA. RefSeq names its product glycerol-3-phosphate dehydrogenase [NAD(+)], cytoplasmic (gene Gpdh1). Gene Ontology annotation, molecular function: NAD binding; protein homodimerization activity; glycerol-3-phosphate dehydrogenase [NAD(P)+] activity. Gene Ontology annotation, cellular component: glycerol-3-phosphate dehydrogenase (FAD) complex; cytosol. The record is from RefSeq and is a predicted model, not a curated record. Bases 384 to 1457 code for a protein of 357 amino acids. The transcript is spliced from 9 exons. Lineage: Eukaryota; Metazoa; Arthropoda; Insecta; Lepidoptera; Nymphalidae. Gene Ontology annotation, biological process: carbohydrate metabolic process; glycerol-3-phosphate catabolic process.
CCUCUUUUUUUUUAGCCGACUGACAUUUGAAAACAGUUGUUCGAUGUAAUUUCUACUCAAAAACUUGAAUUUUAAUUUUUUUUAAAAGUGUACGUUAAUUGUUUUGAAAGUACGAUAAUUUUUUGGCACUUUGUCGAUGAGACGGGCAAAUAUUUCUGGUAACACUGCAUAUCACAGUGAUAAAUGAUAACGUCGUUGUCAGUUUCUAUAGUGCAACGCCUUGGAGUUACACAUACCCACAUACUUGAUUAGUUGUGACAAGGUUCAACUGUUCAAGACUAGUAAUAUUAAUGUUGUGAGAGCGCGCGUUUGUACUUUACGAAAAAUUUAAUAUAACUGGAUAAUAAUUAUUUUGUAUCAUUGAAACCUCUUAAACCAAAACAAUGGCAGAGAAACAAAUAAAGAAUCGUGUUUGUAUUGUUGGUUCGGGCAACUGGGGUUCUGCAAUCGCUAAGAUUGUGGGACGUAAUGCAGCUCGUCUUCCGAACUUUGAAGACAGGGUUACUAUGUGGGUGUACGAGGAAAUGAUUGAUGGGAAAAAAUUAACAGAAAUUAUAAAUGAAACACAUGAAAAUGUGAAGUAUUUACCAGGACACAAGCUACCACCUAAUGUUGUUGCCGUACCAGACCUGGUAGAAGCAGCUAAGGACGCAGACUUAUUAAUAUUUGUUGUUCCCCACCAAUUUGUGCGCACCUUAUGUUCGACGUUAUUAGGUAAAAUUAAGCCUACAGCGGCCGCAUUAUCACUAAUUAAGGGCUUCGAUAUUGCAGAGGGCGGUGGCAUUGAUUUGAUCUCGCAUAUCAUUACGAGAUGCCUGAAAAUUCCUUGCGCCGUUUUAAUGGGUGCCAACAUCGCCUCAGAGGUAGCGGAAGAGAAAUUCUGUGAAACGACAAUAGGAUGUCGUGACGUGAUGCUAGCCCCGAUGAUGAGGGACAUUAUCCAGACUGAGUACUUCCGUGUAGUCGUUGUUGAUGAUGAAGACGCCGUCGAAAUCUGCGGGGCAUUGAAGAACAUCGUCGCGGUGGGCGCUGGUUUUGUUGAUGGUCUCGGUUUCGGUGACAACACCAAGGCCGCGGUCAUCAGGCUCGGUCUGAUGGAGAUGAUCAAGUUUGUGGACGUCUUCUACCCGGGAAGUAAACUAAGCACUUUCUUCGAGUCGUGCGGUGUCGCUGACCUGAUCACCACGUGCUACGGUGGUAGAAACAGGAGAGUGGCUGAGGCGUUCGUGAAAACCGGUAGAUCGAUCAAGGAACUAGAAGAUGAAAUGCUUAACGGUCAGAAGCUCCAGGGCCCCAUCACUGCCGAAGAGGUCAACCACAUGCUUGCGAACAAAAAUAUGGAAAACAAAUUUCCUCUCUUUACCGCCGUUUUCCGUAUCUGCAGAGGAGACCUGAAACCUAGCGAUUUCAUCGACUGCAUCCGCAGUCACCCGGAACAUAUGGUAAGAGUCGCCUAGAGAAUAAAGGUGAUCUCAUGCUGCAAUAUACCUGUCUACAUCUUUAUUACACCCUAUUAUUUAUUUAAUUGCAUAGUUACUAAUUUGUAGGGGAUAUAUUUAUAAAUCUAUAUCAACUAUAUGUAUGUAUAAUUUGAAUUAAUAAUAAUUUUUGUGUGUCUAUAUCUUGUAUUUAUGUAUAUAUAUAUGCACCCAUUUAUUUAAUUUUAUUCUAUCCAUAAAUGUAAACUUUCGCAAUAUUUCAUUUCCAUAUUUGUUUCUUUCAUUAUCUAUGUACACUGUAAACAUAAUUUUUAAUAUAAGCACUUGUUUUCCUUUUGUUGCGUUAGUUAAGAAAUUGAGAAUAAAUGAUUGAUACCAAAUAAAUAGCUUAAAAUGGUUAAAUAUAGUAAAAUAAAGACAUUUUUAGUAAAAGUUAAGUUCUUCUAAUUAAUCAAAUUGUUUUUAUUUGUAAGAAAUAUAGUACAAAUAUGAAACAGUUCCGGAAUAUCCACAAUAUGGUCAUUAGUACCUGACAUCCAGACAAUUUUUACCUAGUGGCUCAAAUUCUUAGAUCGAUUUAAUUUUUAGUGUCUUAAAAAAUAAAGUGUUUUAUUAAUAUAUUAAAAGAAUUAUUCUUUUUA